AAGAUCAUUCUGUUAACAUUGACGUUGUUAAAUAUUAAUCGGAAUAAUUCCUUUUAAAUCAAUAGUGUCUUGUGUCUUGAAAUAAAAAAAUAUUGAAAUGGAUUUCAAAUAUGUUCUUUUAUUAAAUGUUAUUUUGUUAACUUUGAAACAAAUGAACUGUUCCGAGGACAGAUACCUCCGUUACGUGAAAGACAGCUGCUUUAUAAAGGGAGAGGCAUUCUCUUGCGUAAAAUACAAAGCCUUGAAAAUAGCCAAGAGCACAAUAUUUGGAGAUAUGAAUAGUAAUGAAACAAUAGCAGCUAGUAAAAUGAUUAGUUUUGUGAAAUUAGAUCAAGAAACAGUGAACAAUCUAACUAGUAUUGAAGACAUGGAUGUGAUUGCUAACGAGCCAAGAGGUUUUCUGUCUGAAUGGACAGAGAUCGCCAACUACUUUAUGAAAUUGGUGAAAGAGUUCUUUAGGAUGAGAGGUUUGAAGGUCAAUCUACCAGAAGGUGCAAGGACUGUUGAAGAUCAGGAGCCGGAAGAUGGAGGCCGUGGCAAGAAAAAGAAGCUGGCUGUAAUGAUUCCACUUCUGAACCUCAUGGCAACAAUGAAAACCAAAAUGCUUCUUAUACCCAUUCUUAUGGCCGUGAUGAUGAUUAAGAAACUCUUGCUGAUUGCUGCCUUACUCGUUCCCAGUCUUCUUAGUACUCUCAAGGCUUGCAAGCACCAUCAUCCAAUGACGCAUUACUCGUACUUCGGCACUGACGCAUCGGAUUAUAAUAGCGAGUAUAGCAACAGUUACUCCUACGGGUCCGGAGGUGGGUAUGGUAAAGAUUGGCCAACAAAUAGAGCUUACUCUGUGCCGAAACACAGAACACCCUCCCCCGUAUACAUCACAGCUCCAGGAACAGCUUAAAUUACCAAGAUAUGACUUCAUAUUUAUUUUAGAUUAAGUGUAUUUAUUCCCGUAGAUUAUUUUAAUUGUAAUUUAAGGUUGUAUGUACGGAUGUAUUUAUGGAGUGUCACCUUUUUUGACCUAUUAAAUGAGACAAGUA
Messenger RNA from Danaus plexippus (monarch butterfly), 1037 nucleotides. RefSeq lists its product as uncharacterized. The transcript is spliced from 4 exons. NCBI's taxonomy places the organism in Eukaryota, Metazoa, Arthropoda, Insecta, Lepidoptera, Nymphalidae. The coding region runs from base 98 to 898 and encodes 266 amino acids. The record is from RefSeq and is a predicted model, not a curated record.